AUUAAGGCCAUGAAGAAGAAUCUGAACAAUGUGUCAGAUGAGAUGCUAGAGGCACUGUUUUUGAAGGUGGACACAGACUGUAAUGGCUUCAUCACCUGGCCUAACUUUGUGGAUUACAUGAUUCGCGAGUUCCAAGGAAAGGAGCUGAUGAGGAAGAGCCAGUACGACCUGUGCUUCCACCUGCCCAUGAGGAUCCUUGCCCUGAAUCACGGAUGUGAGGUGGUGAAAGUAGAGUUUUUAAUUCAGCGGUUCAAGAAAGUUGGGCAUUUCCUGACUGUCACCAAGGAUGGGAUCCUGCAGGUCUGGUCGGAGUCCUUCUCGCUGAUCAGCUCCUUUAGGCUUAACCAGAUCCUGCCUCUCGAUAACCAGCAGAUGUGGGUCAUCGACAUGGUGUGUCUCCAUAACCUGAACCUGGUUGCGAUUGCGUCUUCUGACCAGAAGAUAGGUGAGACCCCGGCAGCUGCUCCGGCCUCCUCUCGGCCACUGGGAGUCUUGCCUUUGCAUUUGGACAGAUCUGUUGCCGAGCUGACUGUGAGCAUGGAUUGCCUCCCCUUCUGUCUCUUCCCAGAGUUCUUUGAUGUUAGUAACUAUAAAUGUGCCUGGGCUUUCACCUUCAUCGAUCUGGACGGCUGUGUCCUGGUCAUGGACUACUGGUCUGACUAUCACAGGGGUGUGUUCUGCUUUGGGGACACCAAAGGCAACGUCAUUGUCUUCACCUCCGACAAUGUGACCAACGGGCUGUUCAACCCUUGAGUCCUCCCCAGGACCUCCAAAUGGGCCCCCAACACCUGCCACAUUCUGAAGGCCAGGCCUGAAAGGCAGCCUGUCAUUGGGUUGGGUCUCCUACCACUGCUGCCCUCUUCCCAGGCUCUCCAUUCCAACUGGUGUCAAUAGGUCCAGUUCAUUCCCCAGAUGAACCUGGUGUCGUCCUGUUCGGCCACUGAAAAGUCCUCUCUGGUGCUGACAAUAUUGUUACCCAAAGCCCCCAAGAACCCCAAGUUUUCGGUGCUGAAUUUAAGAAAAGGGACUCUUUGCUUUGAUUACUGCCCAGACAAGAACUUCCUGGUGACCGGUGGCUAUGAUCCCGUCAUCUGCCUGUGGAACCCCUUCUUCUUGAAAAAUCCUGUGUGGCUGAUGAAGGGGCAUCAGACCUCGGUGACGUACAUCCUGGUGAACGGCGAGAGGUGCAGCACCCUCUUCAGCAUCUCCAAGGACAAGAAUAUCCGUGUGUGGGUCACGCAGGACUACAUAUGCCUCCAGUCCUUCUGUAGGAAGAGUUGGGCCCUGGGAAACGGCCCCAUCACCACUGCCCACUUCCUCAAGAACGCCAACACCCUCAUCUGCAGCACCUGCUCAGCGAGCGCUGCACACAGAAGGUGGCCACUGUGGCUGGGUCUGAAGUCCUACCCACGGGGUGCCGGAAUGCCUGUCUUCUCAGUACCUGGAGGCGUUGCUGGGCUAGCCCCAGCCUUGACAGGUGGCAGCUGCCCUGGGGAGUGGGGGCACUCUCCUGUGGUGGAGCCCCAGUUGUCCGCUCCUCUGCAGGUGGUGAGUGGCUGCCUGAGUGGCACGGUGACUGUGUGGGACAUCUCGAUGGGCAAGAGCAUGAUGGAGUUCUCUGUGACUGGUGACCAGCACGUGGAACUGACUGCCACCGCCCUGGAGGAGUCAGAACAGUGCCUGCUCACGGGUUUGCAUGACGGCGCCGUGGAGAUGUGGAACUACAGCCCUGGCAAGUGCCUGCUGACCUUCCCCCACUCGGACAAGCUGGAGGUUAGUGGGAUUGUCCAUAUGAACAAAGUAUUCUACACGACCGGAUGGAGUAAGGGAAUCACUUAUGACGUGUGA
Molecule: messenger RNA, 1848 nt
Organism: Rhinolophus ferrumequinum (greater horseshoe bat)
Lineage: Eukaryota; Metazoa; Chordata; Mammalia; Chiroptera; Rhinolophidae
Gene: EFCAB8
Product: EF-hand calcium binding domain 8
Exons: 11
Molecular function (GO): calcium ion binding; protein binding
Source: RefSeq, a predicted model, not a curated record